CCCGACGUCUACACGGUACCGUCGCGUCGCGUCGCGUUUGACAACCUGCUCCAGGACCGCCACCAUCGUUCCGCCUCCAAAAAUUUGCUCCACAGUUCACAGAUUUACUAAACAAAAAAACGGUGAAAGUGCUUGAAUGGCGGAUCCGAAACAGAGAGCUAUCAUCAAAGUCUUUCGAAAGUACAGCCAUUCUCUCGGACCUGAGGCUUUAGAAUUUGUUGAAGAGAUUCUUGAGCGUCACGAGAUACCUGAGGAUCAGGUUGAGCAGUCUGUUGAAUGGAUUGCUAAGGAAUACAAUAAGCAGGAUGACGCGCAGAUGAAGGUCUCCCUUGAGGUCCUUCAAAGAGUGUAUGAUACGUUUCAAGAAGGAAGUGACAUGGCAGAUGGCGACUUUCUUGACCCAGAGAGCCAUCUAUACUUCAUAGAUGCUUUCGAGAUGCCAUUGUGGAAUUGGUCAACGGAGCGUAGUGCGUUUGAGAGAGCUCUUGCGCCGUUGACUGGAUCAGGCUCCGCGGAUACCCGCAUCUCGGCCAUACGAAAUCGCCUCAAUAUCAUCAAACAAACGAUUCUCCGAAACGACCACUUCUCCCCAUCGACUAUCGCCGCACGGGAUCGAGAGCACUUGUUAACGCUACGCUCGACGAAACAACUGCUGGGCCGCGCUGGCCAAAGGUUCCUCCUCUUUGGCAUGCUUUCCCACUCAAAGGAAGGAAAAAUAUGCCUCGAAGACGAAGAUGGGGCCGUCGAACUUGACUUCUCGCAGCUGGAUCAGCCGAGCGAAGGCCUCUUCACCGAAGGCUGUUUUGCCCUUGUGGAGGGUGAUUAUACCGACGAGGCAACUCUGCAAAUCAUCGCUAUCGGCCAUCCGCCGUGCGAGAGCCGUGAGGCGGCGAAGUCAAUAUACGGCCAUAUCGACUUUCUGGGGAAAGGUGCAACAACGCUAGCCGAAGAUAAUCAGCUAGCAACCCGACUGCGAGAAGAUUGGCCGGAUCUUCGUUGCUUUGUGCUUUCAGAUGUCUGGCUAGAUCAUCCAGACACGAUGCAAGGGCUGAAGAAGCUUUUUGACAACUGCGUGGAGAACCAGUUUAUUCCACGUCUUAUUGUCUUGUGUGGAAACUUCAGCCAGCGCGGCGUUGCACAAGGAAAUUCAAGAGAAAUCAGAAGAUAUCAAGAUGGUUUUGAUUCGUUGGCUGAACUUAUUGCGUCAUAUCCGGUCUUCACUCGCCAAACGCAUUUCAUAUUGGUUCCUGGACCUCGCGACAUCACGGUUAACUCUAUUCUUCCUCGCAAGCCUAUUAUAUCUUCGUUCACGGGCAAGCUAAAGAGCAAGGUUCCUAAGCUCCAUCUUGGGUCCAACCCGUGUCGGAUAAAGUUGUGCGACCAAGAACUCGUGAUUUUUCGGGAGGACCUCAUGGCCCGAAUGCUCAGGAACCUCGUCGGUGUGAAGCCCGACGUUCGCGAGGACGAUUUGAAACGCUAUCUCGUGCAAUCCGUCCUCGACCAAAGUCAUCUAAUGCCGCUCACGACCUCUAUCCAAUCGACACUCCCAGAAUAUGAUCACACGCUUCGUUUGUAUCCGCUUCCUACGGCGGUUGUCCUUGCAGACAAGUACGAUCGUUACCAAAUGACUUACGAAGGGUGCCAUGUGUUCAAUCCUGGCAGCUUUCUGGGGAACUCCUUCGGUUUCUCAGCCUAUACCCCAGCAUGCCGAGAGUCCGAAGAGUGUGUGCUCGGUUUCGACGGUGAUGGUUGA
Molecule: messenger RNA, 1753 nt
Organism: Phanerochaete carnosa HHB-10118-sp
Lineage: Eukaryota; Fungi; Basidiomycota; Agaricomycetes; Polyporales; Phanerochaetaceae
Exons: 11
Coding region: 137-1753 (538 amino acids)
Biological process (GO): error-prone translesion synthesis; DNA-templated DNA replication
Cellular component (GO): epsilon DNA polymerase complex
Molecular function (GO): DNA binding
Source: RefSeq, a predicted model, not a curated record